Molecule: messenger RNA, 951 nt
Organism: Fusarium musae
Lineage: Eukaryota; Fungi; Ascomycota; Sordariomycetes; Hypocreales; Nectriaceae
Gene: LAE1
Product: Secondary metabolism regulator lae1
Exons: 7
Coding region: 1-951 (316 amino acids)
Source: RefSeq, a predicted model, not a curated record
AUGGUUGUAAUGCCUCCUCAAAACAGCGUGAACGAGUCGGAAGGGCGAUACCUUCAAGAUGGAUUCUGGCAACAUGGCCGAUUUUAUGGUUCUUGGAAACCUGGCAAAUACUUAUUUCCAAUUGACUCGGAAGAGUUGAAUCGUUUGGAUAUAUUUCAUAAAGUUUUCCUUCUGGCACGAGACAAUAAGCCAUUUCUAGCCCCCAUCAGACGCACCUCGCCCCGAAUCAUGGAUAUUGGUACGGGCACAGGUAUUUGGGCAAUCAAUGUGGCUGAAGAAUGUCUCUCAGAUGCCCAGAUCAUGGCAGUGGACCUGAAUCAGAUUCAACCAGCAUUGAUUCCUCCUGGCUUUAUGCCAAAACAAUAUGACAUUGAAGAGCCGUCUUGGGGGCCUCUGCUGGCGGACUGCGAUUUGAUUCAUAUGCGAAUGUUACUUGGCAGUAUUCAAACGGACUUGUGGCCUCAAGUCUACCACAAUGCCUUUGAGCACUUGGCUCCAGGCAUCGGCUUCCUGGAGCACAUUGAGGUUGACUGGAUACCACGAUGUGACGAUGAUGAACGCCCAGCAAAUUCCGCAUUCGUGAAGUGGGCAGAGCUUUUUCUCGAUGGCAUGGAUCGAUUCAACCGCAGGGUCAGAGUCACGCCGCAAGAACAUCGGCAAAUGCUUGAAGCUACAGGUUUCACAGAUAUCAGGCAGGAGGUGAUCAAGGCUUAUGUUUGCCCCUGGUCUGCUGAUCGAAACGAACGUGAAAUCGCCCGAUGGUUCAAUAUCGGGCUGUCUCAUAGUCUGGAGGCCAUGAGUUUAAAACCCCUGAUCGAGAAACUCGGAUUUGAGGCCGAGGAAGUUCGUGAGCUAUGUGAGAGAGCGAAGCGCGAAACAUGUGUUUUGCGCUACCACACUUAUUGCAACAUUCAUGUCUGGACGGCUAGGAAGCCCGGACCUCAACAGUAA